AUGAUAUUCCUUACGAGUCUUACCUUCUCGCUCAUCUUCAGAGUUGGAAGACAUAGGAAUGUCGUGAGCAAAAUCGUGACAACACUGUAAAAACUCCCCCGACUUUCAACUCUGUACUCCCAGUCAUGCUCAAAGCAACAACUUCCUUGAAAAUGUCAACGUAUCAUACAGUCUGUUCAAUGAAAUCUGGAAAAAAAUGCCGAAUUAUAAAAGAACAAACUAUUUGAACAUACAAACAGCUCAAGCACCAUCUGCUGAAAAUGUUUCAUGACAGAGAAAUUAACAAUUGAAAUAGCAUCGCAGUAACAGGUGGUGGAAGUGCUUCAAGCUCUUGAUUAGGAGAAUAAUGGGUAGCGCGUCCUCGAAGUUCAAGAAGUACCUUCAGCAUGGUGACGAAUUUGCGGCCAUGCAAAUAUAUCAAAGCUCUCCAGAAUUGAGGAAAAAUUUAGACCCGAACUUAAGUUAUGGAGACAGCCAUCAGCACAAUACUGCCCUUCACUAUGCUGCUAAGCACGGCAUGAAGCAUCUCUUGCGAACUUUUCUAACAGACCUCGGGGGUGAUCCAAACAAGAAAAAUGCAGCCAACGAAACAGCUCUACACGCAGCCUGUAAGCUGGAUGAUGAAAGAUCUAGAAGAGGAUAUGGAGCUCAAGACAGAAGAGCAGCUUGUGCUCAUCUGCUCUUGGCUUGGAAAGGACCUGCUAUUGAUCUUACGACUGGCAGGAGGGAAAGAGUUGAUGUGGGAGCUCAGGAUAAAGAAGGCAAUACUGCUCUCCACUGGGCAGCUCAAACAGGGCUGAAGAGAUGUGUUGAGCUUCUACUAGCUCAUGGGGCUCCACUAUUCAUCGAAAUAAUGACAAACUGA
Messenger RNA from Acanthoscelides obtectus, 865 nucleotides. The record is from the annotation of a GenBank genome assembly. Lineage: Eukaryota; Metazoa; Arthropoda; Insecta; Coleoptera; Chrysomelidae.